This is a messenger RNA of Eurytemora carolleeae, 593 nucleotides long. Its product is annotated as high mobility group protein B3. The record is from RefSeq and is a predicted model, not a curated record. Gene Ontology annotation, molecular function: DNA binding, bending. NCBI's taxonomy places the organism in Eukaryota, Metazoa, Arthropoda, Copepoda, Calanoida, Temoridae. The coding region runs from base 117 to 593 and encodes 158 amino acids. The transcript is spliced from 5 exons.
AUCAAGCCGCUUGUAAAUAACAAAUAUGGCCGACAAAUAAAAUCCGCAAGAUAAACAUAAGUGAAAUAACACAAUUUUCUUAACUACAAAAUCCGGUGAAAUGAUUCUGAAAUAAAAUGAUAGACGACGUUGUAACCCUGGACAGUGAUGAGGAGGGAGGGAAGCCAGACUCAACCCCCACAGCUGCCGCCUCCGGAUCUGAUGUUGUUAUAGAGUACAAUCACAGCGAUUAUGCAGAUCUUCUCACACCUGCCCCCGCCAUUAAACCAAGAAUGAUUCCGACAUCGGUGAUUAAAUCUGCGCCACCGACCGUGACGAAGCUACCGAAGCGUCCUGGUUCGAUGCCACCUUUUGCUCUUUUUUCUCAGGAAAUGAGAACUAAGUUACAGACAGAGGAACCUGAUAUAGGGUUUGGGGACCUUGGCCGGAGGCUUGGAGAGAUGUGGCACAGUCUCAAGGAGGAGGAGAAGGAAGACUACAGGAAGAGAGCUAGAGAGGUGGCUGAUGCGAAGAUGAAAAGUUGGAAGGAGACGGUCAACUCUAUACCUAAACAUAAACAGAUGCAGAUGGAACAGAACCAACAACCCAGGUAG